Messenger RNA from Cynara cardunculus var. scolymus (artichoke), 2489 nucleotides. RefSeq names its product nucleolar complex protein 2 homolog. The coding region runs from base 104 to 2344 and encodes 746 amino acids. Lineage: Eukaryota; Viridiplantae; Streptophyta; Magnoliopsida; Asterales; Asteraceae. Gene Ontology annotation, cellular component: nucleolus; Noc2p-Noc3p complex; nucleoplasm. The record is from RefSeq and is a predicted model, not a curated record. The transcript is spliced from 11 exons. Gene Ontology annotation, biological process: ribosomal large subunit biogenesis.
CUGUCCGCUCGCCACCCUCUGCCGCUUUCACCCCGUUGCUUUGCUGCUCGAUUCCCAACUAUCCCUACAUUCUCUUUGUUUUGCUCCAGUUGAUAUAAGCAACAUGGGUUCAAAGAAGAAAGACAAAAAGGUGAAGAAGGAUUCAGUUAAAGAUGAACAGAAGGGAGAUACUACAGAGGAAGUACCUUUGAAGUCUGUGGAAAAUGCAAGCGAACAUAAGAGUCAGUUACAAAGGCUUUCAGAAAAGGAUCCAGAGUUCUAUGAAUUCUUGAAGGAACAUGACAAAGAGCUUCUUGAAUUCGAUGACGAGGGGGAUGCUGAAUCUGACAUGGAUGAUGAGGACACUCAAGAAGGUGAAGAUGAAGAAGAUGAUCCGAUGGAUCGGGCAGAUGGUUUAGCAAAGAAGGAUGUGAAACCCUCUACAAAGACAGUAACCAGCGAAAUGGUAGACUCGUGGUGUAAAGCAAUUCGGGAAGAGCGUAGAAUCGGUGCAAUUCGUUCUAUUAUGAGAGCUUUUCGCAGUGCUUGCCAUUGUGGUGAUGAUGAUAGUGAGUCAAAGUUGAGUUCCAUGUCCUUUCCAGUCUUCAAUAAAAUCCUGUUAUUUGUAUUAAGCGAAAUGGAUGGAAUCCUUCGAACAAUGCUGAAACUCCCACUUUCCGGAGGAAAGAAGGAAAUGAUCCUUGAGUUAAUGAACACACGAGCAUGGAAAAACUACAAUCAUCUAGUGAAGGCGUAUCUUGGUAACGCUCUUCAUGUUUUGAACCAAAUGACCGACUCAGAUAUGAUAGCUUUCACUCUACGACGCCUAAAGUUCUCUUCUUUAUUUCUGGCUGCUUUUCCAAGCCUACUAAGGAAGUAUAUAAAGGUUGUUCUUCAUUUUUGGGGAACUGGAGGAGGUGCUUUACCAAUAGUCUCCUUACUGUUCUUAAGAGAUAUAUGCAUUCGUCUUGGUUCAGAUAGUAUCGAUGAAUGCUUCAAAGGAAUUUACAAAGCAUAUGUCUUGAACUGCCAUUUUGUCAACGCAACCAAACUUCAACACGUUCAAUUUCUUGGAAAUUGUGUUAACGAACUUUUUAGGGUGGACCUUCCGUCUGCAUAUCAACAUGCAUUUGUUUACAUACGACAAUUAGCUACGAUUUUACGUGAAGCACUUGCUACAAAAAGAAAGGAAAUAUUCAGGAAAGUCUAUGAAUGGAAGUAUAUGAACUGCCUUCAGCUUUGGACCGGAGCUAUUUGUGCGUAUGGUUCAGAAGCUGAUUUUAAGCCUCUUGCAUAUCCACUGACUCAAAUAAUUUCUGGGGUCGUUCGUUUAGUUCCAACUGCUCGAUAUCUUCCCCUCAGAUUACGUUGCAUUAGGAUGCUAAAUCAGAUUGCAGCCGCUACAAAUACUUUUAUUCCUGUUGCUGUGCUCCUUUCAGACAUGUUGGAUAUGAAAGAAUUACAUAAACCGCCUACAGGAGGUGUUGGAAAAGCCGUUAAUCUGCGAACUGUUUUAAGGGUUAGUAAAGCAACUAUAAAGACUCGAGCUUUCCAGGAAGCGUGUGUUUUCUCUGUUAUCGAAGAGCUUGCGGAACAUUUAGCACAAUGGAGCUAUUCACCUGCUUUCUUUGAGCUUUCUUUCGUUCCUGCUGUUCGUUUGCGUAAUUUCUGCAAAUCCACGAAAGUUGAGAGAUUUCGUCGUGAAAUGAGGCAAUUGAUUCGUGAGAUUGAGGCCAACUCUGAGUUUACUAACAAAAAACGAAUGUCAAUCUCGUAUUUACCAAAUGAUCCUGCUUCAUCAUCAUUUAUGGAGGAUGAAAAGAAGAAGGGUGCUAGCCCUCUAUCUAAAUACGUCGCCACAUUGCGUCAAAAAGCACAAGAAAGAAACGACUCAUUGGUCGAGUCCAGUGUAAUCGUGGGCGAAAAAGCAUCAAUCUUCGGUAAGAAGAAAAAAGCAGGAAGUGACGACGAUGAUGACGAUGAUGAUGAUGACGAUGACGAUGACGACUUGGACGUGAAAGGGGCUGCUGUCUUCAGUUCUUCAUGGUUACCGAGUGGCGAUCACAAGGCCAAGAAUCUUGAAGAGGACGUGAAGAAUAAAAAGGAAAAGAAGCGGCAGAAACAGAAGAAGGGUGGCGAUAAAACGGCUUCUGGCGAUGACGACGUUGUGGAGGAUUUUGUUCUUAGUUCAGAUGAAGAGGAGUCGAGUGAUGAUGAUGAUGAAAAUCCAACUGAAACAGAAAAUGUUAAAGCAAAAACUGCUGUGCCUUCGAAACAACCAAACCACAAGAACAAGCAGAAAUCCUCUAAAAGGAAGAGGAACUUUCAUGCCAAUAACAACUCCAAGAAAAAGAAGGCAAACUAAUAAGGGUUCUCAUUAAAUAUUUAUAGUGAAAAUUUUGCAUUUAUAUUUUGUAGUUGAAUAUUUUCUAUUUUUUAAACUGCUUGGCAUACAAAAUUUUGGUUACAUUUCUUUCAGAUUGAAGCAAAAAUCAAGAGAUCUUUUUGUU